Molecule: messenger RNA, 1069 nt
Organism: Manihot esculenta (cassava)
Lineage: Eukaryota; Viridiplantae; Streptophyta; Magnoliopsida; Malpighiales; Euphorbiaceae
Product: VQ motif-containing protein 22
Exons: 1
Coding region: 12-701 (229 amino acids)
Source: RefSeq, a predicted model, not a curated record
CUUACCCAACCAUGUCUGCACCUAGUGAUUGGGGCCAAUUCUACCAUCAGCAAAAUCUUUCAGCUUCCAACUUCGGCGGCGACGGUGGACUCUCUGAAGCCACCGUCGUCACCACUUCUGUCACCUCUGCUGCGUCUGCCAUCCCUACUUCAUUGGGUGGUUGUGGUAAUUCACCUUCUUCAAGUGCUGGUGGCCAUUUGAGCCCUGAAGGCCGUGUCUCCAAGCCUGUGCGGAGAAGGUCUAGAGCUUCUAGGAGAACUCCUACAACAUUACUCAACACAGAUACUACGAAUUUUCGGGCUAUGGUUCAGCAGUUCACUGGUGGUCCUAGUGCUCCUUUUGCUGCAGGAUCGCAGCUUAAUUCACCAAGUUUUGGUUUUUCGCUGAACUCACGUCAAGCCCAUGUUAACCCUAGUGCAGUUAUGGUCCCAGGUGGAGCCAGUUACCAUCCCCAAUACCAGCAGCAAAGGCAAACACCAUACAUGUUCUCAUUGGGAAAUAACACUUCUAGUACCGCUCCUGCUCCUGCUGAUUUGUUUUUUCAAAGCCUUGUAAACCCUAGGCCAACAGGCAUGGAUGUAUCAGAUGGAUUAGUGUUGGAGGGUCUUUCCUCCCAGGUGGUGGCGCCACCUCAUCCUCCUCCUCCAAGGCAGCCUUCUUCUUCCUCCAAUGAGAACAGAAGCAACACUUUCUUGUUUUGAGAGGACAAAAGGAACAAAGUUAGGCACUGACUUGUCCGAACGUAGAACCAUUGACCAAUGUAAAUAUCGUGUUACUUACAGCAUUUUUUUUUCUUUUUAUUAUUAUUAUUAUUAUUAUUAUUAUUAUUAUUAUUAUUAUUAUUAUAGGUCCUUUAAUGUGGGCUAAUAGUAGGCUGCCAUAUGUUUUCUUUUUCUCCCUUAGUUUAUCAUUUUGUUAGGAAUAUUAAUUUUUAUUGUUUCUUCAAUUAAUCCAUCUUGGAUUUCUUGUCAAAAACCAUGGGCCAAAAUGUGAAUUCCUUGAGCCCUCUCUCUCUCUCUCUCUAUAUAUAUAUAAAAUAUUAUGUGAGGAAGCAUAGUUUCCAUGGAAA